Molecule: messenger RNA, 3425 nt
Organism: Amaranthus tricolor (Joseph's coat)
Lineage: Eukaryota; Viridiplantae; Streptophyta; Magnoliopsida; Caryophyllales; Amaranthaceae
Product: ribonucleases P/MRP protein subunit POP1
Exons: 11
Coding region: 572-3046 (824 amino acids)
Biological process (GO): tRNA 5'-leader removal
Cellular component (GO): ribonuclease MRP complex; nucleolar ribonuclease P complex
Source: RefSeq, a predicted model, not a curated record
UAGAAAAUGAGAAAUACAAAUUGUUAAACCCCCACAAAACCCCUUCUGUUUUACUUCUAUUUCCUCCUUUCUUCAUUCUUCUGGCUCAAAGCUGCCGUUUUGUGGCCGUCUGUCGUUUGCCGUCCGACCAAGCCAAGCCCUGCCAAUCCGCCAUCCCACCAGCCAGCCCGAUUGUUGCCACCGACCUGCAGGUCACUGGAGUGCGGUUUAUCUAUAAAAUUCAUCAUCAUUACCCCCUUAAUCCCUCCAUUAAUACAAUUCUUAAUUCUUAAAUGCCUUCCAAUUUUCAAUCUUUAAUCUGAAAAAUCCCGAAUAACUUCUUCUUUGGUUAACUUUCUGAUUUUUUGGCUGGAUUAAGUAAAUUAAUUGAUUUAUAUUUUGGGUUAUUGCUUGGGUACUCAAGUAGAGGAUAAAUACAUCACCACCACCGCUCUUGCCGCCAUUUCUGUUGCCUACCCUUUCUUACGGUAGUCGGGAAGCUAGACAACUUUGUGCCAAAUGAAAAAGCAUCUUUUUGUCUUUGAGGUGAUCACGAAGUAACUUCCAAAAUUAGUCUCCUGUUCCGCUUAUUAUGGACACUGACGCCGCCAAGCUUCGGCGUCAAGCUUUAUUGGCGCCUCCACGAACCCUAGACGUCCGAAAAUAUGCUGAAUGUAGAGCUGCCGAGAUCGAGUCCCUCCACACAAUCGUCUCAAAUCGCCUCGGCAAUGACUUUCGUUCUCGACGCAGCAAACGCCGUCGAACCACGGGUUUCGAGUCCAAGAACCGACGUUUUUGGAAACAUUCGACUUCAAAAGAUAAGGAAGAGAGUAAAAAUCAGAAUGACAAUGAGCAAAAGAAGUUGCCUCGUAGAGUUCGGAGAAAAAUUGAGUUAACAAAGAAGAAUCCAGAAUUCGGGUUUAGUGUUUCGGGAGAUGGAACAAAGAGGUUGCGCACUCAUGUUUGGCAUGCUAAGCGUUUUACGAUGGAGAAGCUUUGGGGAUUUUAUCUUCCUUCUGGAUUGCACGGACGAGGAAAGGGAUCAAGGGCACUUUUAAAGUGGCACAGACAAGGGGCUGUUGUGCAUGACGCAAGCUACUACAGUGCUGUUCAGUUGGACGGCCCAGAGGAUACGUUGUCAUCAAUUCUUAGCAUGUUAUUGCGUCCUUCUCCAACAGAUCGUUGUGAAGAUAACUGCACUCGGUUGCUUUCUGGAGAAAUAUAUGGACGUGCUAUGCUUCAUCAUGCCAAACAGGAUAGUUAUAAAGCAAUAUGCCCUGUGACAUUUAUGUGGCGACCAUUGCAGCAACAAAGCAUAGUUGGUACGAAUGAUAGAGUAACUGAGGAUAGUAUAGAGAUUAAAUCAAGCUCUUGCUUACGUCAACUUUGGAUAUGGAUGCAUCCAUCAGCUUUUGAUGAAGGACUUGAUUGUCUAAAACUCGCUUGUCAAAAGAUGAUGAACGACACAGGUGUUGUGAUUGGUUGUGUGUCCCUUGACGGGAAAUUUGCUACAUUAGAAGUCAUGGGACUGAAAUCAUUUCAACUUCUGCAAAAGCUGCUGCGUCCUAUUACUUUUUCAGUGGAGACUGGUUCAACCACAGAGUAUACCGAUGGAGAUCUUGGGAAGGAAGAGUCCUUUUCUCCUGGCACGGCAGUCUUACUUACAGUUGUUGACCCACGAUUCUCAUGUCACAAAAAGGCUGAAGUACUUCCAGUUGCCCAUUUAUCCAAAGAUCCAAAGGAGUCCAUGCAAGACAAGUGUGAACAGAACUCUACAGGAAACCUAAUUAUGAAGGAAGGAGUACUUUCUACCUCACUGUCAAAAGAUGAAAGCACUUCCUCUUUAUUUAUGUGUAAGGACUUGUGGGAUGCCAGUAACGGGGUUAAUCCACCCAUGGAAGAGCAUAUUCUCUGUUCAAAGAGGCAUCAAAAGUCUUUGGAUUUCUUUUGCUCGAAGAGUACAGCUUCAACGAUUUUUGAGACUACCGAGGGUUCAUAUUCAAAUUUGUGUCCAAUCAUGCUACUGAAAAAUGCUGAUGAAGCAAGCCUCCAUAUUGGGUGGACUAUUAUACUUCCUAUUUGUUGGGUUAAGGCUCUCUGGAUUCCUUUGAUAUCUGGUGGAGCUCAUGCAAUCGGUUUGAGAGAGAAGCAUUGGAUUGCUUGUGAUGUUGGGUUGCCGUGUUUUCCACAAGAUUUUCCUGAUUGCAAUGCAAACUAUUACAUGAUGGAAAAAGCAGCAGCGGCAUUUGACAAGACAAUGGAAAAUCAAUCUUUUGCCACAAGACCGUUAAGAAUUCCUAUACAACUUCCUUGGAAUAGCAAAUGGUUUUUGAGCAAUCUGGAGGGUAAUGGAGAUUAUUCGGGAAAUCUGGAUGGCAAACUUAAUGACGUACCACUCAGUAAUAACUGUGGUUUUUCUGAAGUUUCCGUGGCAAGGACGUCCAGAAUGUUAAAUUCUUUCUUGAAGGAAGUGUCUGGUGAAAAUUUGCUGAUAUAUCCCAAAGGGAUAGAUAGGCCGAGAUUUUCACAUGUAAUGAUGAAUGAAGCCAAGAUCAGCCAGGGCUCAAACUUGACCAGUUUGACUACUGACAGGAGAUUGUGUUAUCUUAGAGUUGUCUUGCAUGCUUUUAAGGAAGGAGUUUUCGAUGAGAGAGCAGUUGUUUGUGCGCCUCGUUUUUCUGACAUAACGUCUUUAACCUCUAGGUUAGUAAAUGACGAGGGCAUCCAAGUGCCUCAUGCUCAUUUUGGCUCUUACUUCAAAGAGUUACCAUCCGGUAAGUGGGAUUUUCAGUUGCCUGAGGAUCCUGCUGCUAGGGAAGCUUAUAGGGCGCCAAUCGGCUUUGUCACCACCGGAUUUGUUCGAGGAAGCAAGAGACCAGCUGCAGUGGCUUUUUGUGAAGCAGUGCUGCUUGCUCGGUUUAGACACGAACAGUGGAGUCGCUUCCCCGCAAAGAAGAGGAGGAAGGAGAUAUUCGUCUUGGUCAGAAAUUUGAGUUCUACGGCAUAUAGACUUGCUCUUGCUACCAUUGUUUUGGAAAGACAAGAGGAAGAUGUGGAAUCCCUUUGACAAGGAAAUUCUUCCUGAUUGAAGUUCAUGGCUUUCAGCUACCAAAACUUCCACAUUGUGUUUGUCUCAAUUUUGAAAGGGGAUUCUUUUAAUAUUCUUAAAUUUUGGCUUCCCAGACUCGAGAGUUGAGACACACGAUCAAGAUAUACAUGAUAGAUAGUAGAGGCGUGCAAAAAUAUCCGAUCCAGAAAAUCGGAUGUUAGAUAUUAGAUAGAAGUAGAGCUAGCUUCCGAGACAUUAUGCAGAUUGAAUAUUCCUCUUUCCUUUAAAUUUUUUUAAUAAAACCCUAAAAAAAAACUUUGUAAAUUGUUAUUUCCUUAAUGUAUUAACCAAUAUUUUUUUCCUAUAUAACGUAGGCUAUGAAGCUCCUUUUCUUAGG